Molecule: messenger RNA, 321 nt
Organism: Bipolaris maydis ATCC 48331
Lineage: Eukaryota; Fungi; Ascomycota; Dothideomycetes; Pleosporales; Pleosporaceae
Source: RefSeq, a predicted model, not a curated record
AUGGUCCUUACGCGCCUGUUGUUUUCCAUCACCCUGCCCCUGAAGUCAGCCGAGAAUGUAAUGAUCCGCCCUGUUUUCAACCUCCCUACUGAAACUACGUCACGGACAGGUCUGAUUGAGGAAUGCUUCCUGCUCACACAAUUGACUGCUGCCCCGGAUUACCCGGAAGCUCAGUUUCCACUUGGAAUACCAUUGCUACUCUCUCUGUGCAUUGCGGAGUACAAGGCUGCAGUAAGAAACUUGGUAGUGCUUGCUGGCCAAGACAUCUUUCCGUUAGCAGGUCAUAGUGCUCGAGGAGAAAGGCAUGCAGCAGGUGAUUAG